This is a messenger RNA of Triticum urartu, 2663 nucleotides long. RefSeq names its product DEAD-box ATP-dependent RNA helicase 8. NCBI's taxonomy places the organism in Eukaryota, Viridiplantae, Streptophyta, Magnoliopsida, Poales, Poaceae. Gene Ontology annotation, molecular function: nucleic acid binding; ATP binding; RNA helicase activity. The record is from RefSeq and is a predicted model, not a curated record.
UUGUCUCCCUCCUCCAAUUCCAACUCGCCGCUGCCCUAGCUUCAGACGUUCGGCGACGCUCCCAUCCCUUCCGUUCCGUCGUCUCGCUCCUCCUCCCCGGCACGAACACUAGGCAGAAAGGGUUCAAAUUUCGGCCUGAUCCGGGCGCCGAGCACCUUGAUUCCACCAUCCGAAUCCACUUCCCCUUUGCGAUCUCCUCGUCGCUGUUCGAUCUGCCCCUUCUAUCGCCGAUUCCUCACAAGAUCCGAUCCCUCCUCUCACCCAUGGAUCCGCGCGCCAGGUACCCUCCCGGAACCGGCAACGGUCGCGGCGGGAACCCUAACUACUACGGCCGUGGCCCGCCGUUGUCGCAGAACAACCACCACCACCACCAGCAGACGUCGGCGGCGCACCAGCAACAAUACGUGCAGCGCCAGCCGCAGCCGCAGCCGCAGCAGCACCACCAAAAUAACCAGCAGCAGCACCACCACCAAAGUAACCACCAGCAGCAGCAUCACCAAAAUCACCACCAGCAGCAGCAGCAACAGCAGCAGCAGUGGCUGCGGCGAAACCAGAUCACCGCGGCCGGGACCAGCGGGCCCAAGGUCGUGGCGCCACCCCCAGCGGCCGUCGGCAACGAUCCUAGUUCACAAGAUUGGAAGGCCCAACUGAAGCUUCCACCCGCAGAUACACGAUUCAGGACAGAGGAUGUUACUGCCACCAAAGGGAAUGAGUUUGAAGAUUAUUUUCUUAAGCGUGAACUCCUGAUGGGAAUAUAUGAGAAAGGAUUUGAAAAGCCCUCUCCAAUCCAGGAAGAAAGCAUUCCUAUUGCAUUAACUGGUAGUGAUAUUCUUGCUAGAGCAAAAAAUGGAACUGGCAAGACUGCUGCAUUUUGUAUUCCUGCACUGGAAAAGAUCGACCAGGACAAAAAUGCUAUUCAAGUUGUUAUAGUUGUUCCCACAAGGGAAUUGGCUCUACAGACAUCGCAAGUUUGCAAAGAGCUUGGCAAGCACCUGAAGAUCCAAGUUAUGGUCACCACUGGUGGAACUAGCCUGAAGGAUGACAUUGUUCGUCUAUAUCAACCUGUCCAUUUACUUGUUGGAACGCCUGGACGUAUUUUGGACCUUACGAAGAAAGGUGUUUGCAUCUUGAAGGACUGUUCAAUGCUUGUUAUGGACGAGGCAGACAAGCUUCUCUCUCCUGAAUUUCAACCUUCCAUAGAGCAGUUGAUCUGUUACCUUCCAGCGAGUCGACAGAUUUUAAUGUUUUCAGCAACAUUCCCUGUGACUGUCAAGGAGUUCAAGGAUAAAUAUCUGCCUAAACCUUAUGUUAUUAACCUCAUGGAUGAACUUACACUGAAGGGAAUUACACAAUUCUAUGCUUUCGUAGAAGAAAGGCAAAAAGUUCAUUGUCUUAACACCCUCUUUUCCAAGCUUCAAAUAAAUCAGUCAAUAAUAUUCUGCAACUCUGUAAAUCGUGUUGAGCUAUUAGCGAAAAAGAUCACGGAGCUUGGUUACUCUUGCUUCUACAUCCAUGCAAAGAUGCUGCAGGACCACCGUAACAGAGUAUUCCAUGAUUUCCGCAAUGGGGCAUGCAGGAACCUUGUUUGUACAGAUCUUUUCACAAGGGGGAUAGAUAUUCAAGCUGUUAAUGUUGUUAUCAAUUUUGAUUUCCCCAAGAGCUCUGAAACGUAUCUCCACAGGGUUGGUAGAUCUGGGAGAUUCGGUCACCUUGGUUUGGCUGUGAAUUUGAUCACCUACGAGGAUCGCUUUAACUUGUAUAGGAUUGAGCAGGAGCUCGGAACUGAGAUAAAACCAAUUCCCCCUCAGAUAGACCAGGCCAUAUAUUGCCAAUGAUAGGAUAGUGCUUUCGCAUGCAUUCACUUUCUCUGAGCAAUAAGAAGACAUCUCUUGUAAAUACCAUCUCAUCACCUGUCAGGUCUUAUUGUGGGCCUCCUGUGGUAUAUGGGAACAUUAGUGGAUCAUGUGUGAGACAAGACAUCUGGGUGUUCUGAUUGAUGUUGUUAUGCUGACAUUAGUGUGGUUAACUCAGGGCAAACGUCCUGUUACUCUUUCAGGCACAUAGCGGUGUACAUUGCUAGGUGCCUGUUAUUGGUCUAGCCAUGGUCUUUUAGUUCUUGACAUCAUAGCUCCUUUCGUUUCUUUGUGGUGUCGUUAGCUAUUUCUCACAGGACAUUUUAACCCUGUUACUUACUGGUUGUGAGUCUGCGCUGUUGGUGCACACAAGUUAUCCCAAGUUCCAGCUUGGUCAUGCGUCGUUGAGGUGUCAAUCAGAAGUCGGUCAUCCAACUUGAGCUCUGAACUGUCGAUGCGAAGUAGUAGUCGCUAGGGCUUUCAACUAGUAGAGGUGAACUGGAUAUAUUGUGCCAAUAAUGUGCAGUGAGCUGCAUUGUGCUAUGCAUAUGCAACCUUCCUCUUGCAUCAUGCCUAGUAGUCGCUGGGGCUUUUAGGUAUUGGUCGUGAACUGGAUAUUGGUCUGUCAAUAAUGUGCAUUGAGCUCUUGCAUCAUGCCUAGGCAAUGUGCAUGUAUGUCAUUGUCCUUGCUUAAAUUCUGCCGGAUAUUUCCAAGUUGACAAUGUAUUGCUGAAUAAACAGAGUUUAUCUGCUGGUAUCUGUGCUGGACAAGGGAUGCCAGUAGACACUGAACUGUUAUUUGCUGCCUCA